Messenger RNA from Hyla sarda, 2445 nucleotides. RefSeq names its product zinc finger protein 567-like. The record is from RefSeq and is a predicted model, not a curated record. The transcript has 9 exons. The coding region runs from base 138 to 1721 and encodes 527 amino acids. Gene Ontology annotation, biological process: regulation of DNA-templated transcription. Lineage: Eukaryota; Metazoa; Chordata; Amphibia; Anura; Hylidae.
GCACGCAGCGCGCCGGGAUUUGUAGUUUUCUGCUUGUCUGCCCAUUUUUUGUUUUACUGUAGUCCUCUAUACGGUGACAGGCAGGACGGGGGACGGUGGCCCUUGACAGCUGGAGCCCCUGGGCUGGCAGAAAUAGUAUGUACAGCUGUACAGGAGGAGGGGCCUGUAGAGUGAUGAAUUUUUCCACAUUACAUCCGACUCCUGGAUCACUGACCUCUGUGAGGUUUAGGGAGGUUGUGGUGUACUUCUCCGAGGAGGAAUGGAGCGCGCUGGACCCUUGGCAGAAGGAACUGUACAGCAACGUAAUGAGGGACAUUCACUCAGCUUUACUCUCUUUAGGCUACACCAUUCUCCAUCCCGAUGUGCUCUGUAGGGUCAGACGAGAUCAUGAGCCAUAUAUCAGUGGCCGGCAGGAAGACCGCAAAGACUUUAGUGUUCCAUCUACCAAUGCUUCGGUUCUAGGUUCGGACAUUAUAUUUAAGAUUAACCAUGGUGAAGAAACGUGCGGAAAUCCUCCAAACAGCUUCACUAAAUGUGCUUCACUCCUCAGCCCGGACAUCGUAUUCAGGAUCAAGCAUGAUGAGGAGGACUGUAUUGACAGAGAAAAUGGUGAACAUAACUCUCCUAAAUCAGAAAUUCCGACUGAAAUGUCUGAUGAUCCUAAUAAAGAAGAAACAUCUGGUGGGGAUCAGAAAGAAGAUCAGAAGCCUAGUCCCAGUAAUGAAGAUCUCACCUCACAGAUAAGCGAAGCUGAUCACCUGGUUUUCAACCCCAAAUUUUCCAUUUGGGUCAAGCAGGUGGAGGCAGUGUCCGAAGAAGCUCCUGAAGUCUUAUCAACCACAUGUACAGAUGGAAAUGUUACCGAAAUAAAAACUGAGAUAGACUUCACCCCUGACUGCAAUACGUCGCUUCCAGCACAGAAUCUCCCAGAAGCCACUUCAGAUAAGAACACCAGGGCAAAAAGACAUGAAAUACCAGAGACGAACCUUAUGGUGCAUAGAGACGAGCAUGCUGGGCCGGGGGAGGAAAGCCUGCUGUCCAUCGUCCUUAGAGGAGCAGACGCUGAGAGUCUGUAUAUACCGAAUUAUCCAGAUUAUAAGAAUACAAGCAGCUACAAAGUCCCGGACCACUCCCGAGGCGUCCCCCGAAUGGAAGAGAAAGCCAGGAGUUAUCAGCCACCACGGUCCUCCUUCCAGACCCCCAAUAAUAAUUACCUGCUAAGCAGCUUCCGUGCCCACCCAGUGCCCCUCCAGCCCUGUGCCCAUCAAACGGACCGACCAUUCAGGUGCCGCACUUGUGACAAGGGUUUUAAGACCCUGGGGAUGCUGAACGUCCAUAUGAAAACACACAGCGGGGUCAGACCCUAUCAGUGCAGUGAAUGUGGGAAAAGCUUUAGGGAAAACUGGAAUCUUAAGGUCCACCAGAAAAUACACACAGGGGAGACCCCCUACAGAUGCAGUAUAUGCGAUAAAGCAUUUAUUCAGUAUGCCACGUAUAUGAAGCACCGGCGUAUACACACGGGGGAGAAGCCAUAUUCCUGCUGUUACUGCGACAAGAGCUUCACCAAUAGCUCCAACCUGGUGAGACAUCACAGGACGCACACGGGCGAGAAAUCCUAUUCCUGUAAGGAGUGCGGGAAAUGCUUCAGCUAUAACACCAGUCUUAUACAGCACAAAAGGGUCCACAGGGUGGAACCAACGGUCCCAGCAACACAUGACUAGGACUGCCUGCUGAGGACUAGAAUACCUUUUACUUUUAGACUUGUGAUGUCAGGCACUUUAUACUGUAACCCAGUGGUCUCCAAACGGUGGAACUCCAGCUGUUGCAAAAAUACAGCUCCCAGCAUGCUCGGACAGCCGUUGGCUGUAAUUGUUACUUGCUGCAGCGCCGUAAAUUUUGUGCAUGUCCUUAAAGGGGUAUUCUGGUGGAAAACAUAUUCCUUCUAAUCAACUGGUGCCAGAAAGUUAAACAGAUUUGUAAAUUACUUCUAUUUAAAAAUCUUUAUUCUUCCAAUACUUAUCGCUGCUGUAUGCUCCGCAGGAAGUUGUGUAGUUCUUUUCUGUCUGACCACAGUGCUCUCUGCUGACACCUCUGUCUAUGUCAGGAACUGUGUGGAGCAGGAGAGUUUUGCUAUGGGGAUUUGCUUGAACUCUGGACAGUUCCUGACAUGGACAGAGGUGUCAGUAGAGAGCACUGUGGUCAAAUUGGAAAGAACUACACAACUUCCUCUGGAGCAUUUAGCAGCUGAUAAGUACAGGAAGGAUGAUGAUUUCUUUGAGAGGUUCUUGUGUAUGCCUUCUUCUUACCUUUUGUUAGCUGAUGUGGCAAGCAGGGAAUAGGCCCCAUGUUGGAUGCACACAGAAUCUCUGGAAUAACUUUAUAAUGCAGCUUACAUUUCCCAGGAAUCCUUUUGGCUUUUAUAAAUGGGUUGGUCAGUUCACACUA